Molecule: messenger RNA, 733 nt
Organism: Cuscuta europaea
Lineage: Eukaryota; Viridiplantae; Streptophyta; Magnoliopsida; Solanales; Convolvulaceae
Source: the annotation of a GenBank genome assembly
AGAAGACACCUCAACAAACCCUAACAGCAGCAUAUCUAACUCAGUCGCCGAUAACACGACAGGCCAUCUUGAGGAACCACGGCAACAAAAUGCAGAUUUUCGUGAAAACCCUAACCGGAAAGACCAUCACUCUAGAGGUCGAAUCGAGCGACACUAUAGACAAUGUGAAGGCCAAGAUUCAAGACAAAGAAGGCAUUCCACCGGACCAGCAGCGUUUGAUCUUUGCCGGCAAGCAACUUGAGGAUGGCCGUACCCUCGCUGAUUACAAUAUCCAAAAGGAAUCUACUCUGCACCUUGUUCUGAGACUGCGUGGUGGGAUUAUUGAACCAUCUCUUGUGGCGUUGGCCAGGAAAUUUAACCAGGAGAAGACAAUUUGCCGCAAAUGUUAUGCCCGCUUGCACCCUCGCGCUGUCAACUGCAGGAAGAAAAAGUGUGGCCAUAGCAACCAGCUAAGGCCAAAGAAGAAGAUCAAGUAAAACAUCCCUAGUUGGAUGGAACAGUUGUGCCUGUUAGACUUUACUUGAGAUAUCGUGUUCUUAUUGCUGCAUGUUGGAUUCUAGAUAUAUUUUUGUUGCAAGUGUAUUAUGAAUGAAUUCAUGAUCUUCAUUUGCUUAUAAGAACACAACAAUUCUUAUUUUGUUAUUUGCCCAGCCUAAUCAAAUUUGCUCUGCAAGUGUAGACUGAGUACGUUUUUAAUCAAAUUCAAAUUUUCUCGUUUGAUCUGCUUGUUUAA